AUGCAUUCAUGUCACUUAUUGACGUUUCCAAAAGAUGAUCAUAUAGUCGAAUCUAUAGAUACCAUAAUCAAAAAUUGGUUAGCUGAUUUGCCAGAAAACGCGGUUGCCAACUGGGUGAUUGAAAAUCACGACAAUUUGAGGACGUCAUCGAAAUUUGGCGCUCUAACAGUACCAAUGUUUACUGCGUUGAAGUUAGCUCUUCCUGGUGUUGAUGUAACAUAUUAUGGUAGUGAAAUUGGAGUGGAGGACAACAUGUAUUUGAGACCGGAACAAAUAACUGAUGAUAAUCUUGCAGGUGGUCCGAGAAUAUCGAGACCUAGAGAUUAUCAAAGGUGCCCGAUGCAAUGGGACGACUCGAUUAAUGCAGGUUUCACCGAAGAGAAAAAGUCAUGGUUACCAGUAAAUCCAAAUUAUUACAAGAUGAACGUCGAAACACAGAAAAAAAUUCCAACCAGUAACUAUAAUUUUUACAAAAAAAUGUCUCAACUUCGAAAAACUAAUACGUUAAAAAACGGUGAUCUUCAGACGUAUAAUAUUACCCAAUCGAUAUACAUUUUAAAGAGGUCACUAUUGAAACACGAAUCAUACAUAGUCGUAACGAACUUUGGCAGUGAGACUGAAACGGUCAUCUUGUCCAAUGUCAUACGAGAUAUCAAAGAUGAACUAUUCGUAUAUUUAGGAAGUGAAAAUUCUGCGUACAGCACCGGAAGUAAAGUAUCUACCGUUUCAACUGGGUAUCCAUUACAACUGCGACCACAGUCAGUAGUCGUAUUAACAGAUAAAUAUAUUGAACCUGAAUUGCCAAGUAAUAAAGCUAGUGGUUGUACAGAAUCGAGUUCGAAAUUUAUUAGUUUUAUUUGUGUUUUUGUACUUUCAAGAUGGUUUUUAUAAAUUUGUCUGAUACACCUACCUAAUUGUUGUAAUAUAGUGAAUUUUAAUAUACAUUUUUUAAAGAAC
Acyrthosiphon pisum (pea aphid) is the source of this 957-nucleotide messenger RNA. RefSeq names its product maltase 2-like. The coding region runs from base 1 to 891 and encodes 296 amino acids. The transcript is spliced from 6 exons. Lineage: Eukaryota; Metazoa; Arthropoda; Insecta; Hemiptera; Aphididae. Gene Ontology annotation, biological process: carbohydrate metabolic process. The record is from RefSeq and is a predicted model, not a curated record.